AUUUCCAGCACAGUUCAUUAAUCAUUCACAAGAUAGGGUUGAAAUUCUUGCAAUUAACAUGCCAUCUGAAGUCAGCUUUUUAAAAAAAAACUGAAAGUCCUGCAGUGCAAGAACACCAGCUUUGUGCAUAUGAUGCAUAUUUUCAUUGAACAAAUGGAGGGAACUGUCUAGCUGCAAGGAAGUCCAGCAUAAGUGAUACCACUGUGUCAUUCAAACUGCUCGCUGACUUUGUUACAGCUUGUUGGCCAUGGAUGGAUGUGGUCGCAGUUCACCGCAACAGAUAUUGGAACAUACUGCCUCCAUUUUAGGGUGCAGUAUUACCGAUGAGAAGCUUGCAAUUUAUUUGGAUCAAGAAGAUGAACUGCAACAUCUUAGAGAUCAAUUUCAUAUCCCCAAAAUUAAAGACUUGCCUUCCACUGACCCAGCUUUGGUAAAAGGGGAGGAAGAGUGUGUUUACUUGUGUGGACACUCCCUUGGACUGCAACCAAAGAAAACAAAGGCUUAUAUAAAUGAAGAGCUUGACAACUGGGCUAAAAUAGCUGUCCAUGGUCAUUUCCAUGGUUCUUAUCCUUGGGCAUUAGCUGAUGAAUGUCUUGUUGAACUAAUGGCUAAUAUAGUUGGUGCUAAAAAAGAAGAAACUGCAUUGAUGAAUGGACUGAGUGUGAACUUGCAUCUCCUGUUGCUGUCCUUCUACAAGCCAACAUCAAGCAGACAUAAGAUUCUUAUGGAAGCAAACGCAUUUCCUUCUGAUCAUUAUGCAGUGGAGUCUCAAAUCCGUCUUCAAGGUCUGGAUCCCAAGAAAAGCAUGUUUUUGCUGUCUCCUGCAAAGGAUGAAGAGACUCUGAGCACAGACGACAUUUUAUCUACAAUAGAAAGGGAAGGUGACAGUAUUGCUGUGAUACUGUUCAGCGGAGUACAAUAUUACACUGGACAGCUUUUUGACAUGGUUUCAAUAACAAGAGCAGGACAUGCCAAGGGGUGUUAUGUUGGCUUUGACCUUGCCCAUGCUGUUGGGAAUGUAGAAGUGCGUCUGCAUGACUGGAACGUAGACUUCGCCUGCUGGUGUAAUUACAAGUAUUUGAAUUCUGGUGCUGGAGCUUUAGCAGGAGCGUAUAUACAUGAAAAACACAAUUUUACCAUAAAACCGACAUUACUUGGUUGGUGGAGCCAUGAUUUCACAACCAGAUUUCAGAUGGACAAGAAACUGGAUCUAACCCCAGGGGUGAAUGGAUUUCGAAUAUCUAAUCCCCCCAUUUUAUUGAUUCGCUCACUACAGGCUAGCUUAGAGAUCUUCAAUCAAGCUGACAAGAAAGCAUUGCGUAAAAAAUCUGUUUUGCUUACUGGCUACUUGGAGUAUCUGAUCAAACAUUAUCAUUCAAAAGUUCCAGAUAACCCACAGAAACUAUUCAUCAAUAUCAUUACUCCCUCAAAUGUUGAAGAAAGAGGCUGCCAGCUCUCGUUGUUGUUCUCAGACCACAUCAAGAAGAUUUUUGUGGAACUGUCAAAGAGAGGUGUCGUCCCUGACAUCCGGGAACCAAUCCUUCGAAUAGCACCUGUACCUCUUUACAACUCCUUUUAUGAUUUAUAUAAAUUUAUCAACAUAUUGAAUGAAUCACUUCAGGUUGUCUCACACCAGCUGAAAGAUGGAAUGUAAAAAGUGUUGUGCAAAAUUCCAUUUUGCAAGAAGCAGCUCCAUGCUACAGGAAAGUAUUUAGCCUAAAUUUAUUCUGCUGGCUUUGCGCAUUCUGGGGAAAAAUAAACAAGAAUUCAGAAACUGUUUUUCUUAAAUAAAGAAAUUAUUGCCUCAAAUGAAUAAAUCUAGAACAAGUGCAAAUUUCAUGGUGCAGUCUCACGAUAACAAUCAUUAUUUAAUAUUCAAACUAAUAAUACACCAGUAAUUAAUCUGUGAGCUUUGAUCAAUAAACUUCAGUCUUUACUCUCAGGUAUCUAAAUUAGUCUAUUGCAAUAGGUCUACAUCCUUCUGCACGUUACCUAAUUAAGUGGCUAUCUAAUUGUCUCCAAAACAUAAUGAUUGUAAGGCCAAUGAUAUCAAUGAUAUCAACCAUACUCUGUAUAAAAAAAAGAUCCCUCAACUCGACUUUUCUCUCACCUUAAACCUACUUGUUUUUGAUAUUUCUACCAUGGGAAAAAUGAUUUUGACUAUUGACGUUAUCUAUGCCUCCAAAGAAAACAAAUACAGUUUAUCUGAUUUCUACCUAUAACUAAUGUUCUCCAAACCAGGCAAAAUCCUGGUGAAAUUUCUCAUCACUCUGCCCAGGGCAGUUACAUGUGUGCAAACCAUAACUGCGUACAAUAUUCCCAAGAGCAGUCUAACCAGAGCUUUCUAAAUUGACAAGAUCAUGUCCCAACUUAAUAUUCUAUGCCCAAAACUAUGAAAUUAAGCAUACGAUGUGUCUUCUUCACCAUCCUCUCUACCUGGGUUGUCACUUUCAGGGAAAUAUAGCUUUUCACCCUUACUAGAACUUACUGCUCCCAAUAUACUUUUGUUGACCCUUUUGCAUGCUAUUGAUAGCAAUGUUACAACAUUUUGAGAUUUUAAAAAUCAAGUCUGCAAUCUAUCCCAUCCGAUAAAGCAUAAAAAUAAGUUUAAUUCGACACCUAAUUCACUUUCAUAUCUUCAGUAUUAAAAAAGUUAUGGCCAUUUUCAUACUCUGAAAUUAGCACCUUGUUCCCUAUUGCUUUUCCAUUGACUUAACUCAAAAGCUGUGAUCGAGGACAGUCAAAAGCCCAUAACUUUCUUAAAAAUUAAAAGAACUGAAUGAAUGUAUGAAUAUUGAAUUCCUUAAUUUUAUUUACUAAUAUUGUACUUUAGUAACUAGUAACUGUAGUUCACUUUUCACUGUACCUCAGUACACGUGACAAUAAAUUGAACUAAACUAGUUUAGUUUAGUUUACUUUAGUUUAGAGAUACAGUAAGGAAACAGACCCUUCAGCACACCGAGUCCAUGCCAGGCAUCGAUCACCCAUACAUCAGUUCUAUGUUAUCCCACUUUUACAUCCUACAUGUCGGAGGCAAUUUACAGAAUCAAAUUAACCUACAAGCCUACACAUCUUUGGAAAGUGGGAGGAAACCCACGCGGUCACAGGGAGAACGUGCAAACUCCGCACAGACAGCAUCUGUAGUCAGGAUCAAACCCAGGUCUCAGGCACUGUGAGGCACCAGCUCUAACUCGCCAGCACUGUGAUACCUCUGCACCAUUGUGGCGCCCCAAUCUGAAAUUCUAUCGUGAAAGAGAAUGUAUUGAAAUCUAGUCUUUAACAGCCAAGAUUUGAGUACAGUGGGAGAACCAUAAAAUUUAUACUGAUAAGUAUGAAUAAAAUUGCCAUUUGUGCAUUAAUCUGCUCUUUCUAUAAUUCCUGUAAUGCAAAGCAGGAUAGCAAUAAUGGAUAAAAAAAUACUAAAUGUUAAACAAUCACUUUAUUUUAAAACAUACAAUCGCAGGUUAAAAUGAAAUGAUCAUCUUUUCAGACACAGAUAUACUCAGCAUUUUAGUUUUAAUAUCUUGACUUUGAACUGCUUUGACUGUCAAAGCUUGCUAAAACAUGGGGCAUGCCAAAUUGUCUUACAAUCUAUCAGCAUCUGUAAGUCUGUAUGUUGUUCAUAACUUAUAUCUUAUUGUCACUGAUUAUGCAGCCAUCAUUUUCAAAAUCCAUCCAUUAAAAUGAUUGGACAAGAA
Messenger RNA from Amblyraja radiata (thorny skate), 3698 nucleotides. RefSeq names its product kynureninase (gene kynu). NCBI's taxonomy places the organism in Eukaryota, Metazoa, Chordata, Chondrichthyes, Rajiformes, Rajidae. Gene Ontology annotation, cellular component: cytoplasm. Gene Ontology annotation, biological process: NAD+ biosynthetic process. Gene Ontology annotation, molecular function: pyridoxal phosphate binding; kynureninase activity. The record is from RefSeq and is a predicted model, not a curated record. The transcript has 14 exons. The coding region runs from base 248 to 1654 and encodes 468 amino acids.